This is a messenger RNA of Paraglomus brasilianum, 735 nucleotides long. Lineage: Eukaryota; Fungi; Glomeromycota; Glomeromycetes; Paraglomerales; Paraglomeraceae. The record is from the annotation of a GenBank genome assembly.
AUGACAGCGUUGGCCAGACUAGUACUAGCGGGUGAUGAUAAGCUAGCCAGCCUAGUGUCGCAAGUAUACCUCGCGCUCGAAAGCGACCCAUUACACCCUCUCUAUGAACACCUCGACCGUGUUCAAACAAUUUUGGUAUAUCUGUGUGCUCCAAAUCCGGAAACUAGGAAACACAUGCGGUCAGAUCUAAUGCAAUUAGCAGCCGACCUCUCUCCUAGACCUAAUGUCCACACCAGUACCUCCCUUCCCAAUCCUAAUACUUGUACCAAUACAUCCGUCACGUCCUCUCAGAAAAGGUCGGCCUCUUGCUCAAAAUUGGAACAGCCCAAAGUCACUGAGAAACGACCCUUAAAACGUGCACGCGCGGGACCGUAUGAUAUGGUCGUGGAUUUGGGAAAUCCCCCCAAAAAAUUGCAGAAAGGUAAUGCAUCGAUAAUUCCCAAUGUCCAUGACGGACAAGCGGCUUCUUUUACUCCAAUGGCAACAAGUGAACAGCAAUCGCUACUGCAAUCCAGCCGUAUGCAGCAUACUUCUCUGACUUCUGGGCUGAACCAAAUACAGGAAGGUAAUGUGCCGCCCGUCGGUAAUAGCUUUGUCGCAGAUAUUAUCGGAGGACAACAAUUGCAGCCGCUGCCUUUUGUAGUGAGAACCAACGGUGGCUUUGCUCCUGUAUAUAGUGAUGGUUUUGGGAAUAUUUAUAACUCUCCGCCAUCUUAUAAUACGGAUGACAUAUAA